AUGAUCGCUGAGCUGCUGGCCAUGCUGGCUGGCCACCCCUCAAGCCUCUUCGCCUCCUCCUCGACAGCAGCUGGCUCAUCUUCAGGAGCCUUCAAAGUUAGAGACGACCUCGACUUCCUCCAUUCGUCCGAGAUCGAGAUCCUCGACCAUCUCGCCACCUUCUAUACCCGCUAUACUCGCAUUAAAACCUUUUCUGAAAGUCAAAUCGAAGCUGCUCGACAGCGUGCAAUCCGCUCCGCUCUCCGUGCCAACUCUCUUGCCAGCAGUCAUACGACCAACAGCAAGGAUGCACAAAAGGAGCUCGAACAGCAGCCGACACUUCACCUCGUUCCUCUGUGCUCCACACUGCUUUCGAUCCUAGCAGAAUACCAUGCACUUGUGCUGCAAACAGAGAGGCUGGUGCUGGAUAAGGAUGUCGAGCUAGUUGCAGGGACGGGCUUUGUCAGUCUAGCCAACCUAAGGGCACGUUUCGAGAUGUGGGAUGCACCGCUUACCGCUCUUGAUGAUCUGGUGACACUGCUACAACGAGGGCCGAACAAGAGAAGGGAUGUAGCUUUCGCUAAGGAUCUCAGCACGGAUGCCGCAAUACAAGAAGGAAAGGCAGAAACCGUGACUUCGUUCCCGGUAGACUGGACAGGAGGGUUGCUGAUUGAUUUGCUUAGUUUGAAAGCGUCAACGGGCGUUGAGCGUGUAGCGAAGCACAUGUCCCGUCUACGCAACGCUGUUGAGGAUAGCUGGAUGCAACAUCUCACAGCUUGGGUAUGCAGAGGAGAGAUUCAUCGACCAGGCGGCAUUGCAGAUCCUCAUGCGUCCAAGCGUACAUUGAUCUGUCGUGAUCAGCUUGUGCGCUGGAUCGAUAGCGCCGACUCCAAUUCACAUACAGAUAAUCCUGCGAUAGCUCAAGGAGAUGGGCUUGCGGACUGGGUCGCUUCCUCAUCAGGCAACACUUGGGCUUUCCGACCUGACGCCCUGCCAGCUUCGGUUUCAGAAUCAACAGCUGAUUCGAUCCUCUACGUCGGUCGGGCGCUCUAUACUAUCCGCUAUGCCAACGUCUCUUCCGCACAUCUCGAUAACGCCCGAACACGUCAUUCAAGUCUCUCUGGACCACCAUCAGCCACUAUGCAGAGCCACGAAUCAGCACUGGCCAGUGCCGCUGUGCGACCUAGCCGUCCUUCCGAUCUUGACCGUGCAAUCCAGUUCUUGCGCAACGAUGUAUCAGAAUGGAUCUUCCGCAACAUCCUCACCACAUCAGUCGUACACACCUCACUUCAAUGCCUCGGUGACUACUUUUUGCACCGCAACGGACCCUACAUUCUCUCGUUGCUGGAGGAAGUGGAGACAAUGCGAAAAAACAAGCUUUAUUGCGCGAGGUCAGCAGCAGCGAGUAUGAUACGUGCUAGCGAUCUCGAGCUUUCCCUUCGGCGAGCCACGGUCGGUACUUGGGCGGAAGAUGAUCCGUCAUUGCAGAGAUUGCGGUUCGCAUUGCCGAAAGGUGGAUACAGACCAAGCUUGGUAGGUGCAAGGAAUGCCAAGGUGCGAGGUGGUGCGGCUGCAUCUGCGAACCCUGACACCACCACAUCAAUCGGCACGCAAAGCUCCACAGGGGCAGCAAGAUUCGACGACUACCUAAUCGGAGUUCCAACUCAGUUGCACUAUACUGCUGUGUUUCCGCUCGAUCUUUUCCUCUCCGCGUCGGACCUGACCGCGUACUCACGCAUUUUUUCGUACCUGAUCGCGAUCAAGAAGGUUCAGUCGCGGGUGCUGAAUUGCUGGAUUGCACUGAGUAAAAAUCAGCGUGGGAGGAGGAAGUUCACUGGUACAGGAGAGGGAGGGGUGGAUGCGAAGGAGGAAAAGCAGAGGGCGAGGCUGUUGAGAUGCAGUUGGGGUGUGGUGAGGAGUAUGAAGUGGUUCUUGGAUACGCUGUUGGGACACUUCCAAACGGAUAUUAUUGAUGCGCAAUUUGGCGGCUUGACUGAGCAGCUGAGGGCUAGUCUGGAACCAGCACAAGGAGGCAAUGCGGUGUUGGGAAGGGUGGGAACGAGGAUGAGGAAGGACUCGUCGCAGCAGCAACACCGGUCCUCUUCUCCGAUGGAGUCGGCUACGCCGAGCGAAGCAUACGGUGAAGAAGGACGGCAAAGAAGGGUGAGCGGAAGUACAAUCGCUGGUACUUCACGUGCUCCAACUGUCGUUGGUGGUGCCGGUGGACGAGCACCACACCGACGCCUUGCAUUCCCCGUCUCAGGUCCAACUCCCGCACCACCAGCUAGCGUCACCGGCGGAGGUCACCGUGCAGGCCGUCGCUUCGUCUCAUCCUCCACUCGUCCUCCGUCAUCCAUCGUUGAUGGGGUAGAAACCGUCCGCCCCGACGGCAAUAUCGCCGAUGAAGUGGAGAAAGAUACAGUGCUCGACUUUGCAUCUCUCCGCGCCUCGCACACUGCCUUCCUCGCUUUCGUUCAAGAUGGCCUUCUUCUCUCUUCUCCCGUCGCAUCAAGUCUAGUCCGAUCAGUGCUAGACAUCUGCGAUCGCUUCGUUGGUGUUGUUGAACGAUGGGGCGGGGAUGUCCUCCCACCACUGCUUGGUGAAACCUCGACGCCGGAUUCGGCUGCAGAGACGAACAAGCUCGUUCAAGAUCGACAGCAUAUAGUCGAUCAAACUACCACAGAACUGGACGGAGAACUGAUGCGAUUCUUCAAGCUCCUCUCAUCCUCUUCUUCCCCAGCAUCGGCAGCAGCCACAGGAGCCGGAGACGAAAGCACAACAGGCAUCGGAUCAAUGUCGAUCUCUGUUGCUCAGCUCCACUUGUCUGGCGGCGCAAAAGAGACAGGGAGGAUGGAUGUAAGUGGAAGUCUGGGCUCAGCAAGAAGACAUUUGGAGCAACUGCUGUUGAGGUUGGACUACAGCGGAUUCUUCGCUGAGCGGGUGCAGAGGGAGAGAGCUGAAGCCAGAGCGAGGUUGGAUGAAACGCUCGCCGCAUAA
Ustilago hordei is the source of this 2976-nucleotide messenger RNA. RefSeq lists its product as uncharacterized. Gene Ontology annotation, molecular function: gamma-tubulin binding; microtubule minus-end binding. The coding region runs from base 1 to 2976 and encodes 991 amino acids. Gene Ontology annotation, biological process: cytoplasmic microtubule organization; spindle assembly; mitotic cell cycle. The transcript has a single exon. The record is from RefSeq and is a predicted model, not a curated record. Gene Ontology annotation, cellular component: centrosome; spindle pole; equatorial microtubule organizing center. Lineage: Eukaryota; Fungi; Basidiomycota; Ustilaginomycetes; Ustilaginales; Ustilaginaceae.